GGCUAGUUCAAGUUGCCAUAGCGGCGGGCGUGGGGCGCUUGGGCGUGCCCGGGGAUUGAGUCGGUUUCCCUCGGCGGAGGUGGGGCGACCUCCCGCAACUGCUGUGCGGUGAGGGCUGGCGGCGCCUCGGGCCGGCGCCAGAGCGGCCGUGCGGGAAGGGGCUGCGCUGCCGCCGGGGCGGGGUGGGCUGAGGUUUCAAGGUACUAAUGGCAGAUUCAUCCAGUGAUUCAGACAGCUUUCUUAGGGGUCAAAUAGGAAGGCGGCCACCUUUGAGAACAUCCCACAACAGAGCUCGGAACUAUGGUGCUGAAGAAGUUACAGAGAAGAUCCAUACUUUAACAAGCACUUUACAGGAUACCAACAGAAAUCUAAGACAUGUUGACCAUUUACUAGGACAAUACAGAGAAUACAACAAGGAACAAACCAAAGCAAUAGCAACUUUAAAAGAAACGCUGGAACAGUCUAUAGGUCAAUUAAAGAGCCAACGAUUAACCCAAAACUCUGGAAUGCGAAGUGCUUCUCUCUCAAGCUUAUACCCCAGUGAUCUAGAUGGAGAAGGAGUGUCAGGGAACCGUCACUUCCUGCCUACUUCUCCUCUCAGGGAUUAUGGAGACUCACAGGGCAAUAAACAUCGAAGGUCUAGAUCUGCAAGUGUUCGAUUUGUCAAUGAGGCAGAUAAUUUGGACCAGCUUCAUUCUUUCCACCAGUCUCUUCGAGACCUCAGUAGCGAACAAGUUCGCCUAGGAGAUGACAUCAGUCGGGAGCUUUCAAGAAGAAAUCGGACUGAUGCUGAAUUAAGAAAGACUUUAGAAGAAUUGUCUGAAAAGCUCACUGAGUCCCAAAGACAAGAAACGGUAUCAGAGCGGGUAGAGAGAAGACUUCAUGAGUUAGAACAAGAAAUGCGUGCUGAAAGACGGCUUGUAGAAAGGCGCCAGGACCAACUGGGACAUAUGUCUCUUCAAUUACAAGAGGCUUUAAGGAAGCAAGAUGCUAAAGCAGAUGAAACAGAAGAACUAAUGAAAAAUAAACUUGUGAAAUAUGAAAGUGAAAAGAACCAACUUGAGCAGGAAUUGGAGCGGUCCCGGAAAAAGUUGAACGAAUCGGAAGGCAGUAGAGAAGCACUUUUGCGUCAGAUUGAGGAUCUUCGUUCCCAACUUUUGAGAGCAGAAGACCGAGUAGAGUUGCAACAUCAAAUUUCACAUGUUGCUACGCACCGCCAGAGCUGCCAGGAUGUACAAGAUGAUGACAGGAGAAUUAGAACAGUAGCUGAAAGAUAUGAGAGAGAGAAGCAAGAACUGGAGAAACAUAUUUUAGAGCUUAAAGCAAAGCUCAGUCAUAAUGCUGUAAUGUCAGAGGUAGAAGAACUGAGGAGAUGCAUAGAGCGUAAGGACAAGGAGAAAGCACAGCUUUUAAUGCACAUACAGGUGUUAACAUCUGACCUGGAAAACAGGGAGAAGCAGCAGGAAAAAAUGCUGGACCAGCUAAAGGAGAUACAGAGUUGCUACAAGGCUUGUGAGAAUGGACGUAGACAAACUGAACUCCAGUCUGCUGAGCUAGCUCAACAGGUUGAAGAGAGUACCAAGGAAGCAGAACGGUACCUGACUGAAUUCAAGCAUUCAGAGGCACUCAGGCUGGAGACCGAGAAAAAAAGAGAAGAUUUGAAGGUCAGAGCACAGGAAACAAUCCGCCAAUGGAAGUUAAAAUGUAAGAAGCUGGAUUGUGAGGUUGAAAAACAAAAUGAAACUAUCAACCAACUGAUGGACAAGAACAGUCAGGCCCUCAAAGAAAAGGAUGAUCUCAGAAGUCAACUUCUCUCCGCUAUACACCAAAUAGAAAACCUUCGGAAAGAGCUGAAUGAUGUGCUUACAAAGAGAGCCCAGCAGGAAGAACUCCUCCACUGCAAAGAGGUAAAACUGAAUGAAAUGAAGUCUCACCAGGAAUCUCUUGAAGAAGAGAUGAAAGAAGUUAAAAGUACAGUAAAUAAACUGGAGAAUGAGUUAAAAAAGCAAGUCUUUCUACAAAGUCAAAUGCAAGCUGAAAAGGAGCACUUGGAGACAGAACUGGCAACUAGUAACUUGAUCCAUAAAAAAGACCAAGAAAGACUCUUAGAAAUGCAAGCAGAUGUAAAAAACUUAAGUUCUGUACGUGUGGAACUAACAAACAGAAUAGCAGAAGAUGAGAAAGUCAAAAAGGAAUUACAUAAGAGCCUCUCAGAUCUCCAGAAACAGCAGGAAUCCAAGCAUGAAGAGAUAACUUCAGCUAACAGACAGCUGAAGAUGGAAAGAGAAGUUCACCAACAGGAGCUGGCAGAUCUUAGAUCAGAGUUGCAAAAUGUUAAAAUCAAACAUGAACAAAAUGCUGAAGAGCUCAUGAAACUCCUUAAACAAGAAAAGGAUGAUGCAGAGGCUCAGAUUAGAAUGCUAAAGAUGGAACUUGUAGAUGAGAAAAACAUAGUCAAGACUCAAUAUCGACAACUGGAGAAGAUAAAAAUUGAGUGUGAUAAAUUGACAGAAGAAUUAACCCAAAAUGAAGAAGAAAAUAUAAAACUCAGGCGGAAAUGUGAGUUUAUGAAAAAAGAACUGGAGAAAAAGGAUAAACAGAUCAGCAGUGAAGAUCAUUUGAGAAGGAUGGAUGAGGCCAAAUUGCAGUUUAAGGAUCAGCUGCGUCACUUAGAAAUGGAACAGGAAUCCAUUCUCACCAUGAUAGGAAAUGAAAUUGAUGCUGCUUGUGAAAUUUUUUCUCGGGACUCCAUGGAAAAAUUCAAAGCAAUAUCACUUACACCAAUGGUGCUGAAUGAUCCUCAUCGCUGGUUAGCAGAAACAAAGACUAAGCUUCAGUGGCUGUGCGAGGAGGUAAAGGAGAGAGAAAGUAAGGAAAAAAAACUGCGAUGCUACUUACUGCAGAGCCGAGAACAACUCAAGCACUUUACACAGAUGAAGGAGGCUGAACACCAGUCCCUUUCUAAACAGAUAAAAAAGCAGGCAAAACUUUUAGAAGAAGUUCACAGAGAAAAAAGAGAGCUACUAGAGAAGACCCUUAGAAGAGAGGAAGAAAUGGGAGCUCUCCAGGAACGUGUUAUGGCCCUAGAAAAGAGUACUCAAGUAGCUUUAGACCACCUGGAGUCUGUUCCUGAGAAACUGAGCCUGUUAGAGGAUUUCAAAGAUAUUGGAGAGUCCCAUUGCCGAAGGGAGAUGAUUGAGGAAAGGUAUACAAAGUAUAAAGAAAUAGUGAGUUCUCUACAGCAACAACUGGAAGAUUCAAAACAGAGAGUCCAACAAUUCAAGGAUGUGAAAACGGAUGCUGAAAUUUCUGAUAUAGAAAUGGCUGCUCCCUCUUCUAGUUGGCGAACUCAGACCAGCUUUUUGUCCAGCUCACUGCUCUCAGAUUCAGGUUCACUUACGAAAAGAAUGGUUCCUUUUGAUACAAGUGCCACCAAGGAAGAUUCCAUUGAUGGUGCCAUCAGUGAAAUGAAGCUGCAAGCUGAAAGAGGGAAACUGUAGAACAUUUUACAAAAACACCCCAGCUGUCUCUGUGGUAAAUUCCAUUCCACUCUUUUUUGGUUUUGAACAGUAGUAAUUCAGUCUGCUAUAAGAGUGAUGCACCCUUAAUGAUUCAGCUCUGAUUUCAACAAUGAUUUGGUAAUAUUGCCAAACACUUAAAUGAAAGAGCAUCAAGUGUGAGUCUAAUGAACUCUUGUUAUAAGUUAUGUAACUUGUACACCAAAGGUUUUCUAGGAUUAUGCUAGUCUCCUGUAUUUGUUUCUGCAGUACUCCUAAACUAAAUUUAUUGUAUUCCUGAAAUAUAAUGAAAGACCUGUGACAUUAACCUUUGCUAUGACCUUAUUUAACCCUGUACAGGAAUUGUUCUGACAUUUUUUGGUUUUAUAACAUUUAAUAACAUUAUUAAUAAUGAAAAAAUAUUCAUAAAUUGCCUUUGUCCUAGUAUUUAUUAUGAGAGUCAUUAUACAACAUUGUGCAGACACAUUCUGAUUUUAGGUUCUUCAGUUUACAACAAUAAUUUAAGAAAGAAGUGAUAAAUAUUAAACAAAACCAAAUUUCCUCAAAAUUAGUGGAAAUUCAUAUUGUGAUUUCAGCUUCAGCAUAUAUCUAUUAUAAUCUGUUUAGAAUUACUCUUCUGACCAGAACAGUUUUAUCAGAUGACCUCUGGUAAGGCACUUAACAUCACCUGAAUCUCACCCAUCUGUGUUAAGCAUGUUGAACAGCACUGCUGUGAAAAUUAUAAUAGCAGGGUGUAAUGAUAAUUUAUUUGUUUUUUUAAUUCUCUAUUAGAAGAGAUGCAUCAUAUUGAUUUUUAAAUAUUAUGGAAGGACAACAUUGUACAGUUGUAUUUGUUUGGAUACCUCUAUUCUAAACAAAUUGGUACAAUUCUGAGUUACUGUGGUCUCAAACAGCACAUCACAGCAGAAUUUUCCGCUGUCAGAAAAAUUGCAAGUGUUUCUGAUGUUCCUUGUUUUAUCCUCCUCUCUAGCACUUCUGGUUGAAUCACUGCUAAUGUGCCUUAAAAAAUUUGCCAAAUCUAUCAGAGUACAGUAGCAACAUGAUCACCACGGGAAUGUUUUUGUUUUGUAGGCUUCUUUCAUAUUUAGGAAGCCUGCUUCUUCUUUGAAACACUGGGGGUUUUUAGUACUAUAAGUGUCCCAGACAUAAUUCACAGGUCAUUAUGUGCCACCUGAAAAUAGGAUUUUUAUUUUUUUUUUUUAAUUUUCAGAAGAAGUGUUCUGAAGUCCCAGUGGGUUCUCUGGACAGUCCACUUACUUGACAACCCACUUGCAUUCAGCCUGUUUAAAACAGAACUUCUUGCUGAGAACAUCAAAAUCAGAUAAGAAAAUGAAAAAAAAAAAAAAAGUUUUCCUUUUAUUUUUUUAUACAUGUAAAUUACUUAAAAUUUAAAACAUUUCUGAUUUGGUUAAAGGUUUUCUUUACCUUUUGCAUGUGUAUAAUGCUGUGCAUUGUAGUGCUGGCAUUGGCUUUUUGCAGACUUCUGGCACAUCUGCUCAUUCAGAAGGGCAAAAAAGCAGAACAGGCACAUCCAUCCUGUCUGAUCUCAACAGCAAUGACAGGGCCAAGACACAAACAUAAACAGACUUCUACUCUGAAGAAGGCAGGACAAAUAGAAACCUGUUUGUGUCUACAAAGGGUGUGGAUGUCAUGAAGCAGUGUUUAGCUCAAGCCACAGUUACCAUAAACUAAACUUACUAUAAGUGUAUCCAACAUUUGUAAUUUAUUUUUUUAAUUAGAUCAGAGCAUAGCUGGAAAUAUGGCGUUUAAAAUACUUUAGCUGCUUUGUCUGGUGAAACAUUAAAAAAUUGUAAAAUAAAAUGUCACCAGCUUGCAGCCUUUAUGAUACCUACAAAUUAUGGCUGAAAUUAUAGAAAGGUCAUUUUAAAAUAUAUUAUAAAAGGGUAAAUUAUGCUGUCAAAACACCUCAUGUUGUAAUGAGGUCUGAUGCAUGGAUUGCUGAUGGAUAAAUGUGUGCCCAACCCACUUUACUGAAGUUGAAAUUAUUUUUGAGGUAAAAUGCCUGUUGGUAAAUGAAUGAGGCUUUAAGAGUCUCAGCUGAAAAGUAAUACACAGAAAAAUAAUGUCCUCUCUUUUUCCUAAGGAAUUUGUAAAAAUCUGGAUACUGAUUGCUCUUACAAUUUUCUGUAUUUAUACGUUUUUUUCCUCAUUUGUAACUCAGACAUCUGAAAUAUAUUUCCAUAAAACAGUAUCGCUACUGCUUUAUAGUGUUAGAAAACUAAGGAUAAGCAGUCUAAACUCCCUCAUUAUUAUAUCAAGUAUUGAAUUGAUUUUUGUGCAAUGCCAGACAUAAAUGUCUACUAGGUGAAUAAUUUUCGCUUUAAGAGUUUAAAUAUGCUCAGUGUUUAGAAUAUUUGCCUUUGGCCUUGUGGCUGUGUUUUCAGCAGAGUUUUAUAUCCUUUUUUAAAAUUUUCUAAAAGGGCUGAAGGAACAGAAGGGAAGAAGUCAAACCACAAAAAAAAAAAAAGGAGGAAUUUUUAAUGAGUAGGCUAACGGACUCCAAAGCCAGGAAACUCUUUCUUAAAUUUACCCUCUUGGCAUGGCAGUCCAGAUAGCGCGUAAUAUUUGUCUCUCUUCCACCUUUGAUAGAGGUUCAUAUUACAAAGUGAAUUUUGUUUCCUUUUUACUGAAGGCUAAAGUUCCGUUCAUGACAUUAUGUGAAACUGUCCUUUUGUGGUUUAAGAAAUAAUAUUCUUUCCAUAUUGGCCUGAAAUAAUAUUCCUCUGACCAGUUUCAGUUUUUAAAGUAGAAAACCAGAUAAUAUUUUAAUAAAACAUUUUGUAUAUUUCAGGUCUAAAAAAUUGCUUUCCCUUCUGGUAAUCAGAUUUUUUAAAUGCUUUUAGUGACCUGUUCCUUGAUUCAUGCCCAAAAAAGUAGUUUUCAAUAAUCAAAAAAUGUGGUAUCACACCUGAAAAUGGUGGUUUGUUUCUUUGUUCUGUUCAGCAUUUGGUAAAUCAGGCAACUUUGUAUGUAUGUACUAAGUACGUACAGAUUUGACAAGCUAGUAUCAGGCAUCCAUUUUUUUAAUGCUCUCCUGAAAUACCGUGGUUCACUAUUGUGCUUUCAGAAAUGCACUGGCCCUUUAUUUCAGCUUCAAAUAAUUGUCACUUGAAUAAUCUUUAAAUUACGAGCCUUUCAGUUCCUUAAUGUUUUACGGCAGACUUAAGAGUACUAAUUACUUUUGAGAUGGUAUUUACUAAAUACUCAAAAGAAUUUAUUUUUAUUAUAUAAUUAUGUCAUCCUAAGAAGAAACAUCAAAAUAAAAAUAAAGCUUAGUCCAGGAUAAAAAAAUAAAAUUUUACAGUGUAAAGCAAAGCAAUUUUCUUUAAAUUUCUUUUCAAUUUUUUGAUGGAAGCCAGUCUUCAGUGACAGUGAAAGUGCUCCUCGGAUAUUCAAACUUCAUCCACAUUUUAACCAGCUAUCCCGCCAAAGUAAAUAAAGGAGAUAUAUUAAAAUUCCUUAGAACAAAGAAAAUACUAUUCUCAAAUACACUUUUUAACUAAGGAAUCUGCAUAUCAGUUCAUCUCUGGCUUACAAAGCAUAGUCUCUGCACUGUGUAGCACUGAAUGGAUUUUUCGUGAAUGAAAGUGCCAAUAUUACCCUGAAAGUACAAAAGUAGGUAUUUUUGUAACACUGAUACCAGUUUUAUGGCUAAAAAUUAGUUAGUAUGAAACCUGAAUACUUUCUCAUAUCUACAACAUGCAGAAGAAUUUGUUCAUAAAUUUAUGUGGGACUGCUUGUUACAGUUGAAUUUUAUCAUGGCUCUGUUAAACUCCUCAUGUUCAAAGACUGUUAGUAAUAUAUUUCUCUCUCUCUAAGCCCUGUCUUCACCUCACAGAAGUAAUUGAUACUGAGGUUAAUGUGGGCUGCAGGCCAGUAUCUAGGGAUGCAGCCUUGUCAAAAACGGAUGUGCAGGAGGACAUCACACCAGUUCCUGUGUUUUUGAUCUAACUGUACAAUUUAGAAGCAGAUAUAGAGGAAAACUAGUAGUAGCAGGAAUGGAAAGCACCUCAUGAUUAAAUUAAAAUUUCAGAAUGCUUUUAUUCUUGGUGUCUUAAUUUAAAAACUGCUUCAGAGCUAGUAUUUACAUCUAAAUAAAAGUGAUCCCUAAAUAAGAUUCCAUCUUAGAUAAAUUAUUUUCUUUACAUACUAAAAUACUUUCUACUCUAGCACAACUCAACUCUAAGCAUGUCUAGGCUGCUGUGAGUAUGAACUGUUUCGCUUUUCUAUGUAGGGGACUAAAUUAGAUUUCAAAUCUGAAUAACAUUUUAGUGCUUAUGCAGAAGUACAGCAGAGCAGAAUCUGAUAAACUUGGUCUUUGAAAAAUCUGUAAAAUAAUGCCUCUGGGAAUCUCGACAACAAAAAUGAGAGAGAUUGCUGUGGUUAAAAUACAGCAACAUCCAGCAUUUAUCAUUUCUGCUAAAAACAAUAGCUCUCAUGUUUCUAAAGCUGAAGUUGCAUAUCUGCUGUUUCUCAGGCUGUAAGAAGGAGAUUUUGUUUUCUCUUGCCUUAAUCGUGGCAAAAUCCAUAAUAUCAUGACCCUUGAGAAAAUAUGCAAUGAUAUUUUUAAAAUUUCUAGUCAUUUUAUUUAGGUACCUACUUGGUGCUGUCUGGAACUAAAUAUUUUCGGAACCCAGUUGUUAACAUGUUUUCACCGAAGUAUUACAUUUAAAUACAAGAACUACAUAACGAUAGCUCUUUAGCAUAAUUCUGCUAUCUUUAUUUUAGGGACAUGGCUUCUUAGUAGGUGUUUUGCUUGAAUACGUACAGCAGUUGUUCCUGAGUUGUCUGUUAUCUUCAUUUGUCUUCAGACCAGAGUUGUUUUGAUCUUAGACUGCUUUUCUCAUCUGCCAUCUACAGUGCAGUAGUAUGUCAGAAGACAUACCAUAAUUUCUUCACUUACCCCACAUUAAUAAUUUUGGUAGCUGAUGUGCCCAGGGAAUUACACUAAUUUGGAUUUCAGUUGUUUCUUCUAACAUAAUCUCUUUUCAUAUGAAUUCUGCUACUUUUAAACAAAUAAGUGUUUACUAAAAUAAAACCUGCUUGGUAAACUGACUAACAUCAGAUCACAUGCUGCCUAAUUUUAAAGGUUAUCCAACAGACAAAAGUAAAUGUGUCUAACUACGUUUGUCUAGGUUUUCUAAAUCAUAGAAUCAUUAAGGUUGGAAAAGACCUCUAGGAUCAUCAACUCCAACCAUCAACCCAACACUACCCUGUCUCCUAAACCGUGCCCUGAAGUGCCAUGUCUACAUGAUUUUUGAACACCUCCAGGGAUGGUGACUCCACUACCUCUCUGCGCAGCCUCUUCCAAUGCCUGACCACUCUUUCAGUACAGAAAUUUUCCCUAAUAUCCAAUCUAAACCUCCCCUGACACAGCUUGAGGCCAUUUCCUCUUCUUCUAUCACUAGUAACUUGGGAGAAGAGUCCAACCCCCACCUCGCUACAACCUCCUUUCAGGUACUUGUAGAGAGCAAUAAGGUCUCCCCUCAGCCUCCUCUUCUCCAGACUAAACAACCCCAGCUCCCUCAGCUGCUCCUCAUAAGACUUGUUCUCCAGACCCUUCACCAGCUUCAUUGCCCAUCUCUGGACACGCUCCAGCACCUCGAUGUCCUUCUUGUACUCAGGGGCCCAAAACUGAACACAGUGCUCGAGGUGCGGCCUCGCCAGUGCCGAGUACAGGGGCACGAUCACCUCCCUGCUCCUGCUGGCCACACUAUUCCUGAUACAAGCCAGGAUGCCAUUGGCCGCCUUGGCCACCUGAGCACACUGCUGGCUCAUGUUCAGCCACCUGUCAACCGACACCCCCAGGUCCUCCUCUGCUGGGCAGCUUUUCAGCCACUCUGCUACCAUCAAUUCAACUAUCAGUUUGUAGAGGAAAAUAGUAAAGGAUAGAGUUUGCUGCAAUAACCCUGAAAUAUUAUUGAUUCCGGGCAGAAGAAGAGGCUACAAGUAAUUUAGGGGAUCUGCCUAAAAGCUUGGUCUAGAACCUAAAAACAAAUCAGAUGAGAAAGUAUAUUUCUUCAAUGUGUCAGUAUCAAAUUGCCCUCUGUAGAAACAGUUGCUGACGUCUAAAAUAUUUCUGAGAAGCGAUACCAAAAUUUGCCAAAGAUGAUCGUAGAAUUGUUUAGGUUGGAAAAGAACUUUAAUAUCAUCAAGUGCAACUGGUCACAGAGUAUCAUUCUGCAAAUGUGGAUUUCUGUGUCACUCACAAUGUUAAACAAGCACUGAACUUGAAAGCCAGCCCAAUUUAUGUUAAGGCAUUAGGAUCUUCACAGAAACCACCAGUGACCCAGUUUUGUGCUUAGUGUGGAAGACGAUGAAGAUGAGCUGUGUUUUACUGCUGGCCAAGAGAACAGUUUGUGUCUGUGGCAUAAGCUAUUUUGUGUACAGAGCUCAAUGACUGCACCAUAUUUAAUGAGGCUUUCACUGCUGGGUGCAGCACUGACAACACAAUCUCAUCCAAACAGCUGCAAUCAUGAAGACAUCAUGUAGCUGGCAGAAUUUUUGUCAUAUGUUUUGACUAACAGAAUGUCAAUACAUCCAUCAGAAACCAUGGAAUUGUUUGUUUUGUCUUCACUGGAGGGGUUUCCAGUGCAGUCAUAAAGCUAGAAAAUGCAGAAACCAUAGUCAGUGUGAGCUACAGCAUAAACAGUGAGGCUCACUAGCCAUGCAAUGUGAAUCUGUUAGUAUGUUGUCUAUUGGUUGGUUAGAUGUCUGUAAAUUAACAAAAAACUAAUCAAUAAAGUUUAAAAAAAGUGGGACGAAUUAUUCUUAUUUGGUAGAUAAGAAGUCUCUGUGAAAACAGAAAGGUCAAGUAUCAAAGUCACAGAACACUUCAUUUUUCCAGAACGUGAGCAAUUUCUUAGACUUCAGUAGAGCAACAGCCUUUUAUAGACUACCUUUGAAGCCCCUAAAUAUAUUAAUCAACAGGCAUCGACCCCCCUUCAUGUCAUCUCUUACUGUAAGAGACUUGCUCACUUUGAUUUAGGCUUAAUUAUGUCCCAUACUUUGGGAAAUUCUGUUGUGUACUGUGCACUGAAUCUCAGACCUGAAAUAAUUCCAUUGGCGAUAACUGAUGUGCUACAUAUGGAGUGCUGGCUGGUACAAUGUAUUUUAACAAAUAGAUCAGAUGUUCAGAUUUCAGCCUUGCCAUUACAUUACCAGAAUACAAUGACAAAUAGAUAAACAUUUAGACUGUAGGUAAAAGUGUCCAUUCGGUGUAUUACUGUGGUUUUGAAGGUGAAUCACUUUGAAGCUGAUAUUUCUAUAUAUGCUUAUUAGCAUAUGCUGAUUUAUUUUAUUUUAUUUUUUCCUUGGAGAGUGUGAGAAAAAAAGUGUUAGUCAGUUUUGAGCUCUGGAACAUGUUUUGUCAUUUUAUGCUGCCUGUUUCGAUUUAAUUCGGGGAUAACUAAAAAAGUAGCUAAUUCUUGAUACCUCAUUACAAGCACUCCUAAUUAAGUUAGUUGAUGCAUGAGUUGUUUUCCUCGAGAUCUUUUGCUUUCAUUUAAUUUGAUUAAAAUACAGUGGUUUUUACAUUUACUAUUCUAAAACUGGAAUAAAAUUAGUCUUGUGAUCUAGCAUUUAGAUUGGGAAAUUCUAAAACUAAGAUUGCCCAGGUGUCUUAUACACGUGACACUGAACAUAUUACAUCACAUUUCCCAGUCAGCUGUUGCUACUGCAGUCCACUGUAUAGUGACCGUAAAGCAUCUGCAGAAUUUCAAUGAAUUACACAGAUGCAGGGUGUCUCUGUACUGGUGUGAAGUCAGAUAGGUCGGUUUAAUAUCUCUAAACUUGUACCUGUUAAUGUAAUGGUGGUAGGCAUAGUGGAAUGAAAUUCCUCAACAUGCAAUUAUUUCCUGACAUAAAGUCCUUGAAAGAUCUUUGCCAGUAGUUAAGCAAGGAGACCAGCUCCUGAUUUAACAUAAAAGGCUCCCCGACCACAUUGCCGUAUAAGCUCAACUCAGCAGGAUAUAAGGGACAUCUGUGUGCAAAAAUAUGUGUCUGUCUUUUCUUUGUUAAAUUUUCAUCUUGUUUAUCCUUUCUCAUGGGUUUCAUUCUAUGUGUAUGUAUAAACAUGCUGCUACUUUUCAGUCCUGUAAAAGGCACCAGAGAAGGCAGCAUGUUGAAGCUGACAUUGUUGUAGUAACCAGAACUAUUGAGUUUCCUUCAAAUGUGAUUCCUGAAAUGUAAACGUGUGUUCAGACCUUUACUGCUAUGCAGACGUCAUCCGUAGUCCUGUUCACAUAAUUACAUUCCUUUCUUAUAGACAUAGACAGGCGUAAACAUGUUCAUAUACUGUAAAACUUUACUGGUCAGAAAGAAAAUUAGUCCUUUAUGCUUAGAAAUCCUGACUGCACUAAAGCUAGCAGAGGCCUCAUCUCUAAUAUUGGUGGAGUUACAAUUGCACACUGAGUUUGAGAAAAGGAGGAGAAAUAUUUUCUCAGCCUACUUUCAUUGCAUUUUGGAGACCUGCAAGUGUACAAUAUGUGCUGGUCUGGGGAGAAACAAAUACUUACUGAAAAAUCCAGGAUCUUGUAAAAAUAAUUUCAUAACAAACUGUAAACAUUUGGAAUAAUUUGGCACUACCUCAUUUUUCUAUUUUAGAUUUCCUUUUUCAAAAUCUGAGAAACGGAAUUUUGAGUUGAUUUGGGCUCUGGUAUAAGUACUUUUGAUUUUCAAGAAAACUAAACCAAAUUUAGUUACAUAAUGAAAACCGCUGUACUUCUGAAUGGCAUCAAUACAAGCUUAUGAAAUUUGAAAAAUUUAGAAAUAUUGCUGCUCUUUGUCCACUCUAAUAUGGGCUACUACUGCAUUUUCAAAAUAAUUAAACCUCAAAGGAGAGUUCAUCUGUUAAGGUAUAUCAAUUGUACUUCAUGCUCACCACUAAAUGUUUUGUUUCACAUCAGUUUUUCAAGAAAACCUAGUAAUUCAUUAAGUACCUAAAAUGGGAAUCUUCAUACGUGGAGGCACAAGCUAAUUAUACCUUACAUCUGAAUACCAACACUAUUGAUAUACUUCCUUUUUUUAACAAGAGAGUCACAAAAUAAAACCAGUUUUGACUAUUUGUUAGACAUUCUCUUAAUACAUUUUUUUUUUGUCCCAUGAUAUUUUUGUUCCAAGAUAGCUUCCCAAGGUGUUUGCAUUGCAGUUUUUUCUUUUUCUGCCAUCUUCAGGGCGUGCAAGGGGGAACCAACUCAGCUGUCUUAAGAAUUGCAUAAUGAAUUUUUAAAAAUGCAGAAUCGUAGAAUCAUUUAAUUUUGAAAAGACCCUUAAGAUCAACCAUUCCAACCAAAUGACUGCUUGACUAUUGCUUUGAGUGAAUCUCGUGGAUGCACAUAAAACUAAGUCUAAAGUUUGCAUUUUCGGAACACCUCUUGCAGGUUGAGGAGCAAAGCAUUGUAGAAGUAUAACAAGAUAAGCUUGUUACCAUGUUAUUCCGAAGCACAGGUCCUUGUCAACCUGUGAAGUUGGUGCUACUCACUGACACGUGUGAGGUCUGACUCCUGUGUCACACCAGCACACCAGUUUUAUUGUUGGGUGGCUGUGUUGACUUAAGAGUGGCUAUGCCUUAUUUAUACCAAUAUGAAGCCAGAAUCAAAUCUCAUGUAUAAAGCAUAAGUACCAAUCAGAAUACAAAGUGCUGAGAUCAUGUCAAGUGAUUACAGUGCGAAGUUUAUGAAAGCUGUCUAUUGUGCUAUGAGUAUGUUGCUGCAGACUGGUAGCUUGACGCAGACUCUGCAGGUAUGUUUAAGUUUAGUCAAGGCAUUACAUGGAAAGUUCAUAUGUUAAUUUAAUGUCAACAUUUGUACCUACUUUCUGCAAUCUGAAUACAAAAUGUUAGCCAAUGAGGCAGUAACAAAAAUAUCAGAAUUCAUUACUUUUUACUGACUUGGGACUUACUCCAGGCUAUUUCUGAAAGCAAGGUUGCAAGUGUUUAUUGCAUCUCAGGAGAUAGUUAGUACCUUUGCAGGAUCAAAGUUGCUAGCUGUACUCAUAAUUUAAAGUGUAACAUGAAACAUUGUCAUUUUUGUAAGCUAACAAAAUAAAUUAUUUUUCCAAGCA
This is a messenger RNA of Phalacrocorax carbo (great cormorant), 13601 nucleotides long. The record is from RefSeq and is a predicted model, not a curated record. Lineage: Eukaryota; Metazoa; Chordata; Aves; Suliformes; Phalacrocoracidae.